Messenger RNA from Acanthocheilonema viteae, 741 nucleotides. NCBI's taxonomy places the organism in Eukaryota, Metazoa, Nematoda, Chromadorea, Rhabditida, Onchocercidae. The record is from the annotation of a GenBank genome assembly.
AUGUCCGGCUGUAAAGUUCAAGCAUACGACAGGUUGGAAGCAUUUGGUGCAAAGGUCUCUCUUCUCUUCAGUCUCUCAAUCGGACCGGUCGAAUUAGGCAAUCGGGGUACCGGACGGGGAGGAUUUAAAACGAUCGGUAAGAAGUGUUGGGAAGAAGCAGAAGACAAGAGAAGGCGGCAGAUGUCUGGCCGAAUUGCUGUAAAGCUCAAACAUACGAUAGUUCGAAGGGGAACGUUAGAGGCGUUUGGUGCAAAGAUUCUACGGGGAGGGCUUAAAGUGCUCGGUAGGAAAUGUUGGGAAGAAGCAGAAGGCAGGAAGUUUUGGGAAGCUAAAGAUAUGCUGGAUAAAUUAGUACGUGAAGCGAAAUGGUGGGGUGAGACAUUUGUUGGUCUUGCUAAGGUUAUAGCUAGCCCUAAUGCUCCUAUUCCAGCAACUGAUAUUCACCCUCGUCAACCAGCUAUUCCGAGUACACCUGCUGAAGGAUUUCGAUCGUUUCCAUUUCGUUGGUGGUGGAAACUAUGUCCGUUUAAUAGAAAUAUCGUUCUCUGGAUGUCGAUACUGCUUCCAAUAUACAUAGCCAAGUUUCCACCAGAAAUUUGGAAAGCCAUGUUGAUACAUCAAAUUCCGGAGCAUAUGUCUUUGCAUAAAAGGCGUGGGAAAGCACAGCGCAUUCAGGACGAAUUGUAUUUUGCAAAAUACGACCCACUGAAAGAAAAAACUCCAGUUGGUGUUAGAAAAUAA